Molecule: messenger RNA, 1176 nt
Organism: Camellia sinensis
Lineage: Eukaryota; Viridiplantae; Streptophyta; Magnoliopsida; Ericales; Theaceae
Source: RefSeq, a predicted model, not a curated record
AUGGUAGGUUGUAGUGGUUCUCAUGUUGUUGAUGUUGUUGUGGGUGAUAAGAGAAUUGUAGAGGUUGAUGAUGAUAAUUCUUAUAGGAUUGAUUAUGUAAUUUGUGAGAGUUCUUUGGUUAACAAUUGUGAUGAUUUUGGUGGUUUGUUGCUUAGUUUUUAUCCAGAACUAGAGAGAGUUUUGUUGUCUGCAAUGAAUUAUUUGAAGAACGAUGCAACAAGAGUAACUGCUGAAUGUAUGAUGAAGUUGUCUACGGGUUGUAAAUGGUUUAUGCAUGGAAGGGUGUUGAUGAAUUUUGGUAUUUUUUUUAUAAUGAAAUUGGAUAACGUGCAUACUUGUGGGUUGUCACUCGUAGAUCUUGUAGCAAAAUGGUGUUUCUUAUCGGGUUGCAUGGUUAAGAUUGAUAAGGCAAGAGGUGGGUUGUUUGGUGAUUUUGCAACUUCUUUUGAUCAAUUUCGAUGGUACCUUGAGACGGCUAUGAGAACGAAUCCAGGAAGUGUGUUUGAAUUAGAUGUGGAUGAAAGUAGUGGGUGUUUUCGCAGGUUGUUUAUGGCAUUUCAUGGAUGUUUGUAUGGCUUUCAAUUUUGUUGUUCGUUGUUGUUUGUUGAUGGUACAUUCUUGAAGGGGCGUUACAAGGGGCAUUUGCUUGCAGCAACAUCAAAGGAUGGUAAUCAAGGUCUGUUUCUUUUGGCUUUUGCGAUUGUUGACGCUGAAAAUCAAGAUAAUUGGAUGUGGUUCUUAAGUCAGUUGUUAAAGGCUGUUGGUUCAGGCCAGAGAUUGACCUUUGUGUCUGACCGUCAACAUGGAUUGCUAAACGCUCUUUCAGUGGUUUUUCCCAAUGCACAUCAUGCAUUUUGCUUGAAUCAUUUGAAGAGAAAUUUGAUUGACAAAUUGGUGGGACUUUGUACUAAAUAUAAGCUGAGUUUGAUGAAAAUAUUAGUUAAAUGUGCUUAUACGCCAACUGUUGCUUCUUUCCAACAUUAUAUGGAGAAAUUGAGGUGUAUUGCUGGAAAUGGUAGAGUUGAUAGUAUGUUGGAUGGUUUGCAAAAUGAUAAGUGGGCCCAUGUAUUUUUUAGAGGGAAACGAUAUGGUGAGAUGUCAUCUAAUGCUGCCGAAUCUUAUAAUAAUUGGAUUGGUGGGGCCGUGAGUUGGUUAUUACUUGUAUGGUUGAUAUGA